Trichogramma pretiosum is the source of this 4422-nucleotide messenger RNA. RefSeq lists its product as uncharacterized. Lineage: Eukaryota; Metazoa; Arthropoda; Insecta; Hymenoptera; Trichogrammatidae. The coding region runs from base 856 to 3135 and encodes 759 amino acids. The record is from RefSeq and is a predicted model, not a curated record. The transcript is spliced from 5 exons.
UGGUCGAUCGCGGACCUGUGUGUGUCUGCACGCGCAUAAUAGCCUUUAUUUCGUUACUAUUUAUGCAUAUUUAAUAAUUGAAGCAUUCGUGUAUUAAUUUUUACCCGGCUGCGUCAGUGCACGUAAACGACGACGUCGAGUGUUGUAUUAUUUUCAUGUAUAUAAUGCACAUCGAGAGCGACUUUGACGUUGACUGACCUUAUAUCUUGUCGAGCCAUGUGCGUACGUUUGUCAAAAUUUCGCUGAACGUUGAGUGCGCUAUACGCUAAAGAAAUACUUUGUGCAUUUUUAUCGUACACGCGUGAUCGGCACGAAUCGUUUCACGCCGAAUAGAGUGCAAAAGUUAAAGAAAUAUUAUUCAAGAAUCACUGUGUUUAUAUACUUAGCCGGCGUAAGAACGUUCGGUCAUAUGAAGAAGGAACAAACGCAGUAGCAGCAGCAGAGAUUAUAACAAGACAAGAAGCUCAAGAGUGUGCGCGAGUGUGUGAGAAAGAGAGAAGAUCAGGGCUGGUUUUUCUUCGCUGCGUCGCGGUGUAACGCUGUGCCGCGUAGGUGGGGGAAAAGAGAAGAGAGAUAAUGUCGUUGUCGUCGACGGCGACGCUCGUGCCGCCGAGGCAACCACUAGCGGAGCUCAAUAAGCGGUCAGCGCUCGCGACGCGAUGACCGAUCGACGACCAAUCGAGCUGUUUCCGGUCUAGUGCAGUAGUAUAGUUUUGCCGAUGCGUAAAACCAGAGCAACGGUCGUCGUUCGAAUUUCAGUAGUGUGUUAACCCGCGUGCUACAAUAAAGACACACGAGUCUGAGAGCUCGAAUUAACGAAAAAACAAAACAAAACAAAGACAAUCGUAAAACACAAUGAAGUCGUUGGGCGACGUGGUGGCCGAGCCGCCGAAAACCAACAAUAGCAGUUGCAAUAACAAUCGAGCGAGCAACGGCAUCAAUUCGAAAUCGUCGAGCAAUAAUGGUGUCAGCGCCGGUAGCGAUUAUUGCAUGCAGCUGAGCAGCAGCAGCCGCCGCGGCAGCCUGGACUCGGUCGAUCGGCUGAGCCUGAGCAGCGGCAGCACGUCGACGAGCGUCGGCGCCUCGGAGAUCGGCACCAGGACUCUCAAGAGUUUAAAGAGGGGCCUCGGCAAAUUGUGGAGGCGGCACCGAGGCAACGUCUCCAUCACAGAGUACGAUCCGACCUACAAAGUCGCCUAUCUGGGCAACGUCCUCACCGGUUGGGCCAAAGGCGAGGGCUGCGUGGAGAAGCCCGUGUCUACGCUCUGGCGCAAUUACGUCGGCAGCAAUCGUCCCGAUGUGCUGAUGCGGCUGACGGUGACGAACGGCGGUCUCACGGCCACGACCAAGGAUCACGGCCUCACCGAGUACUGGGCACAUCGCGUCACCUAUUGCACAGCACCCGCGUCCCAUCCCCGGCUCUUCGUCUGGGUAUACAGACACGAGGGUAGGCGGCUGAGGCCCGAGUUGCGCUGUCACGCGGCCAUCUGCUCCAAAGAGUCGACGGCGAGGAGGCUUGCACAGAUACUGAACGCGAGGUUGCAUCAGGCACUGCUCGAGUUCAGGAGGGACAAGGUUUCCAGACAGAAUGCCAGAUUAUCGCUGGCCAACGCAGUUUACGAGAACCCGUCGCUGCCCCGGCGAAAGCUGCUGCUCAGCACGGGCGGCUCGAAUUACCGUCCGCCGCUCGAGCGUUCGAAGAGCGCCCCGAAGCUGUCGGCGAUCGAGGAGGACGCCGCCGCCGAGGAGCAGGAGGGCCGAGCCUUCCUCGACCAGCUGCGCCAGGGCCUCGAGUUCAGGCGCUCGUGCAGCUGGCAGCACGAGCAGGAGAGCUGGAGGCUGGCGCGACUCCUCGAGGCGCUGCAGAUGCAGCACCAGCACGCCGAUCAGCUGUCGAGCAGCGACGAGAACGGCAGCAUAUCGAGCGGCUGCGAGACCGCCAGUACGGCCAACAGCGAGGAGCGAGUCUCGAGCAGCGAAGAUUCCCACAUACCGAUCGAGGAGGACUCGCACCUGAGGAUGAAGAAGCAGAGCCCGGGCUCGGCGCUGACGGCCGCGAUGACGGUGUCGCCGAGGCGCAACAGCGAGGGCUCGCCCGGCUUCAUGAUGAGCUGCAACGACAGUCCACGGUUCCGUCGGCGGAACUGCCGCGUGUCGAGGGUCAGGUCGCGAAGCAGCAGCAACUAUUCGCUCUCGAGAAACGAACCUACCGAAGACGACGAAGAGGAGGAAGAGGAGGAGGAAAUGAGUCAGGACGAGACGACGGUCAGUACGACGACCAUGACGACAGUUGGCACGACAACGACAACGACGGGUGUCACUUGUACCACCGGCGACGAGAAUUUCUUUGACUUUGAAGAUCCGGAGGUGAUGGACGAGAUCGUCGAUUUUAGUCCGCAGGGCGAGGGCCAUCAUCCGCAGUCACCGUCGAGAUUACAGAACGACAGUUACGCAGCGUUAUUGGCUCGAAGAGACGACAUGCUGAAGAUGAUGACGUCUCGCUUGUCGUGUCACAAUUCCUGCGACGAACUCGAUUCGCCCACCGCACCAAUCAGCGAUCAUCAUCGUCCGAGCGACACAACGACCAUCAGAUCGGUAGCGCCGAUCGCAGCGGCGGUCGUCGGCAUUUCCAAUUUUCACACACUGGGCUCGCUCGACGAGGAGGAGGCCAUCGACAGCGACGAGAGCGGCUACGUCGAGGCGUCGCCCAAGAGCUCCAUGAACGACGAGGAGAUCGUCAAAGCCGAGACGAACAACAACAAAGUCGUGAAUAGCAGCAGUCAAAGCCAAAGCCAAAAUCGGCAACGCGUCAGCAGCAGCAGCGGCGACAGCGACAACGACAACAACAAGCCAAAGCCAAGCUCGGACUCGGACGAUGAACCGGCCGAAUUCAUCAAGUGUCCGAUAUCCGAGACGAUUAAAAAAUUAGCCAACGCGUCGUUGCGUAGCUCGAAAAAUAUGCGAGUAUCUUCGUCGUCGACGUCGCCCAGUAGCAAUAAUGCCCCCCAUUGUCUCGAGUCGCUGAAUAGGCUCGGUAGUAAUGGCAAACAGGAGGCGACCGAUAGCGACGAGCCGCCGACGCCGAGCCUGCUGCAGAGAAAACGGCUUCUGGCCCAGAGAGGCGUCACCGUUUAGAAGAUCAAACACAAGUGUCAUCGUAUAAUGAGAUCGUGAACUCUCCAGACCGAUGUGUGCGUGAUGAACGACGAGUCGAAUGUUUGUGUCUGUGUCUCAUUGUGCGUUUUUCAUUUCGUUUAUUUAAGCUGUGUUUAUCGCUAGUUUUCUAGGCUUUUCUUUUUUUUUUAACAUUCUUCCCGCGCAAUGGCUUAGUAAUAACGACGAUAAUAAAAUUUGAUGAAAAAAUAUCUCUAAUUUACGUUUGAAAACGUAUUUGCACGCCGAAUCUUGUGUAAAUUCAGUCCGACUCGAUCGAGAGUAAUAUUAUUAUCAUGUACCUAUAGGCGUAUCCUUCACCCCCGGGUUGUUACGAAAAAAAUAUACAUAUAAUAGGUAAAUUUAUUGAUUCACAGAUAAUGUUAGCCCGUAUUAUAAAUAAGUAACGUAUUAUUUAUUAAUUUUUUUUUUUAAUUGACAAAAUUUGUUCAUAACGACGAUGUAUUAUAGCUGUAUCGAGAAAACGAGAUUGUUUACGUAAUAGUAGCCGUCGAAAAUAGUUAUAUAUUAUUUUUUCUCACGCGUGUGAGAAUGAAGUCGUAAAAGAGACGAGCAAUUGCAGUUACACACGACGUCCACAUGUCUUGCGCCGCUUGUGAUAAUACAGAGUAUUAUAUGCCACAAAAUUGGCUCGAAUUUCUUUAAUUUGACUGUCGAUGAUAUUGUGAUAUUGUUUGAGUAUGCGAGGCUGAUUUGCCUAUGUUAUUUGUUAUAAGUUCGUAGUUCUUAUGUACGACGCUAAAUUACGUUGAGAGUAAAUUUUAGAAGAGAAAAAAAUUCAAGUCAUGGCGAAGCCGUCCGUCAAUUAAAGUUACGCGUUUUUCGCUAAAUAGCGAAGGUGACAAGCGGCGAGCGAGACUUUGGCUAGUUGUGCCGCAAUGGAUUUCGAUUCUUAUAUUUCUUUAAUGAUAUUUUUUUACAUUUUGUAUAUAAAUAUGGUGUUUAUUUCUUCAGUGUUGAAAAAAAUAGUCUUUAGUAUUAUAACACAAAGAAAGAAGUAUGCUUCAAAUCGUCAAAUUUAGAAGUACUUAUGUGCAUAUACGUAUUAUUAAUUAUUACUAUUAAAUGAAUAUUAUGAACAUCGUUGAAAGUAUAUGUAUAUUAUUGUAUUUAGACACACAUAAACACACACUAAGUCUGUCGUAGAUAUUUGUAUCAAUGACAGGCGCCCUUAGCAUCAAUGGAUAUUAGGUGUGUUUUUCUUUUCAUUGAUUCGAAUUUGGUGCGAAACAAUGAUUCCUCGAAAAA